This is a messenger RNA of Didymodactylos carnosus, 1929 nucleotides long. The record is from the annotation of a GenBank genome assembly. NCBI's taxonomy places the organism in Eukaryota, Metazoa, Rotifera, Eurotatoria, Philodinida, Philodinidae.
AUGAUCACUAUGCUAUCUUGCCUUUCAAAUAUGUUUCAACUGACAAAUUUUCAUUAUGAGUAUCCAAAUGCCAAAUUUCUAUUAGCUACAUGUGGUUCAUCGAUUGUAUUGAAAUGUCCAAUUGGCGUAGAUAAUACAUCAGUAACGACAUGGUUUCGUCUAUUUGAUAAUGCUUAUCCUCAACCAUUAUUUCUUGGCGAUAGGCAAUUGACUGACGACGAACGUUUCAUGUUAAGAGUUCAAUCUGGAACAAGUGAUAAUAUAGUCUAUCGUAAUCUUGAAAUAAGUCAGUUGUACAAAGGCGACGAAGGAUAUUAUAUUUGCAAAGUAGCAAAACAUAUCCAUGCCAGUUUCAAUGUGACUGUAAGAACUAGUUCAUGUAUUGAUAUUGUACCAUCAUCAACAUACGUCACAAUAGGCGAAACAUUUCGUCUAACUUGUCGCGUUUGGGGUGUGGAGUUUAUUCGAUCAAUAUUUCCUGUGAAUUCAUUUAAUGUUCAAUGGUAUCGAAAUGAACAUCCGUUAAAUAUGAGUACACGAACAACAAUGUAUAGUGAUCACGAUUCAAAAACAUAUGACAUCCUCGUCAUUAAUAAUGCUCAUCGAUCAGACACAGGAAUAUACAAAUGUAGAUACGGAGGGUGGAAUACAACAGCCCACGUUACAGUAACUUACAAUCCAGUAAAAUCUCGUCGUUUGAUAUCACAGCCUGCAAACAGUUCAGCAUGCAUUACAGCCAAUUAUCUGACUGAAAUUUUGGGCACAACAUCAAGAGAAAUGGAGGAUAAUCCUCCUGAUGGAGGAACAAUUCACCGUAAGCGUAAAAAAUCAACGCAACGAGAUGAUGAAAGAAGAAGCAAGUCAAGGGCCACAAAUCAUCCACAGCGACAGCAACAUCCGCAACUGACAAAACCACCAGCACAUCUGGUUCCACUCAUUUUACAAGGUGUUAAAAUUACUCGUUUUCAGCUCAGCAAACUUAUAACGAAAAACAUGCCGGAUGUGAAAUUAACAAACAUUCAGAGUAAUAAAAAUAAUACAUUUACCAUCUUUGCUAGCGAUGUAAACAGUUACGAUCGAAUACUACGAGAUUUAGCCAAACAGAAAUUUGAUAAUGAAAAUGACGUCAAGGUGUAUAUUCCAAGAUCGAUCCAGAAGGUCCUGGACGCUGAUAAACAGGCUUUCUUGAAACGGGUUGAUGUUGAAAUAACAACACCAGCGAUUGAAAAUGCAUUAACAGCAGCAGGAUUUAAAUAUGAAAAACUUGAACGCUUACAAAACUUCAAAAAGGACGGUCCAGGUACAACAGUUAAACUUACAUUUGCUGAUUCAUUCAAUCGUGGUACAAUUGUUCGUACUGGACUACAUUUACAACAUUUAAAUAUCAUAGCUGAACCAGCCAAGUAUUUAACAAAGCUUAUGUGUUCUCAGACAUCUUCCAAAGCGAAGUAUCAAAAAGUAACUAUCGAAUUUGAAAAGGCAUGUGAAGUUGAGAAAGAAAAUUAUCUUCAAAAAAUACGUCAAACUAACGUAUCGAAAAAAUCAUGGUGGAAUUUAGCCAAAACAUUAUUUCGAUGGUCUCGCUCUUCAAAAAUUUCUAAGCUGAAAGAUCAAAAUAAUCAGGAAUGGUCUGAAGACAAAAUGGAAGCACAUGUUUGUAAUCAACAUUUUGCUGCCAUAUGUAUCAUGACUACUGCCGAUUAUGACAAAGAUAUUCCACCCGAUAAACUCCCUCUCUCAUCUCCCACAUUAGAUCUUUUUACAGUAACCACCAGGGUAGUUGAAAAAUGUUUAAAAAUUAAUGUUAAUAAAGCUACAAGCCAAGGCAUAAGUUCAAAAAUUUUAAAAGAAGCUGGGCCUGUUAUUGCUGAAGACUUAAAACACAUUUGUAACUAUUCUCUUUCAUCAGGAGUUUUUCCCGAUAAAUAG